AUGGACACCGUGCGGGCCGGAAGUGCCCCGAAUUUAACCGCCUACAUAGAAAUGGACCGAUUUGGCGGGAUAUCAAAAGCCGGCGAAAAACUCACUCAAAGUAUGUUGUGCAUUCAAGAAGAACUCGGAAACCUAAAAGACAAGGAACCAGUCAAAGAAAAUGCUGUUGUGAACAAUAAAUUGGAAUCUGAUGUCUUAAAAUCCAAUGGCUGGUUUGAUGGAUGGUUAGGAUGCUUAAAACCAAUGUUGGGGGGAAUCAUGGGAAAAGGAAACAGUCAUGAUCUUAAGUCUUAUCAAGAUAACUGGGAUAUUCCAUUUGAAUCGAUUAGUGAUUUACAAUGGUUAGGUUCAGGAGCCCAAGGUGCUGUAUUCAGUGGAAAAUUAAAAAAUGAAAUUGUCGCAGUGAAAAAGGUGCGCGAACAAAAAGAAACUGACAUCAGACACUUGAGAAAACUAAAUCAUCCCAACAUAGUACAAUUCAGGGGUGUAUGCACUCAAGCUCCAUGUUACUGCAUAGUGAUGGAAUAUUGUCCAUACGGACCACUUUAUAAUUUGCUUAGAGAUGGUGAAGAAAUACCACCCAUGCGAUUAGUAUCCUGGGCCAAACAAAUUGCAUCUGGCAUGUAUUAUCUACAUGUUAACAAAAUAAUUCAUAGAGAUCUUAAAAGUCCCAAUGUCUUGAUUGGUCGUCAAGAAAUGGUGAAAAUCAGUGAUUUUGGAACAAGCCGAGAGUGGAAUGAGAUAAGCACUAAAAUGAGUUUUGCGGGAACUGUAGCCUGGAUGGCUCCUGAAAUCAUUAGAAAUGAACCCUGUUCAGAAAAAGUGGAUAUUUGGUCAUUUGGUGUGGUUUUAUGGGAACUUAUGACUUGUGAAACACCAUACAAAGAUGUAGACUCAUCAGCUAUUAUAUGGGGUGUAGGGAGUAAUUCUUUACAUUUACCAAUACCUUCAUCAUGUCCAGAUGGUUUUAGAUUGUUAAUUAAACAAUGUUGGGCAGCUAAACCACGUAACAGACCAUCGUUUAAACACAUAAUGAUGCAUCUAGACAUUGCUAGUUCCCAAGUGCUAGCGAGUACGCCUGAUGAAUACUUUAAAACACAGGCACAAUGGAAGAAAGAAAUACAAAUACAUAUGUUACAAAUGCAGACUAAUGGAAGUCAUAUCCCCAAAUUUGAAGAAGAUCUUAUUAAAAAAAGAAAAAAUGAGUUAAAACACGCACAAGACAUUAGGGAGCAUUAUGAAAGAAAAUUGGAACGCGCCAAUAAUCUUUACAUGGAACUAAGUGCUGUGUUAUUACAAUUAGAACAACGAGAAAACGAUUUAAUUAGAAGAGAAAAACAAAUGUCUAAAGUGUACAAAAAACGACUUAUAAGACCUUUAUUAAAAGCUCAAGAUAAAUUGAACAAACUGAAUAAAUCUGAUUCAACUACCACAUCACCAUCAUCACCAGAAAGACUUAGUCAACAAUUUGACUCUCAGUUAACCAAAGCUACACUUUAUGCUCAAGUCAGUAGCAAUUCAAACAAACCAGAAUCAAUUGCUGUUACACCAAAACAAAAUCUACGGAAAACAAGACCUAGAAAAGCUCAAAUCAUAUGCUCAAUUGUAAAAAAUAAAAAGUAUGAUACAUCAAAAGAAACUAACUGGAAGAGUCACCAAAUAAAUAGCAAUAAAGUCAAUAGUGAAACCCAGACCGAAACUAUUGAUUCAGGACUUCAACAAGACAUGCUCAAUGGUAACAUGUCUGAUUCUGCUCAUUCACAAGGUGAAGAUAGUUCUUGUAGCAGUGGUGUAAGACUGAGUGACGAUGAACAUUUAGAUAGGCUGGGCAGACAAGUAAAUGAAAUAAUUAACAAUAACAGACCUUCCAACAUGACCGAUUUAUCAGAUUAUUAUCAGGAUACUGAACCUAUUUCUAGUAACUUCAAUCUUAGGAGAAAAAGUGCUGGUCGGCGUCCAAUUGGACCUGGUUUACGAGUACGUCGAUAUAGAAUGACACAAUAUUGUCAAGAGCCAAAUGGAAAUUCUUUCUCAUUAAGUUCUUCAGCAGAAAAACAUGAUUUCUUAGAGGCUGAAAGUUCAACAUCAGACUCUGACAUGAAAGACAUUGAUCUAGAUUCGAGUUUUUAUAAAGUAUCUAAUCAGUUUCCAGUUUAA
Messenger RNA from Macrosiphum euphorbiae (potato aphid), 2157 nucleotides. The record is from the annotation of a GenBank genome assembly. NCBI's taxonomy places the organism in Eukaryota, Metazoa, Arthropoda, Insecta, Hemiptera, Aphididae.